UGUGGCGUGAGCAUUCGUGCCGAGGUAUCAGACGUGUUCGAGAGUCACGCCAGUGAGGAAUUAUCUGCUGAUCAGCGUAGCGGCUCCGUUCGAGACCAUAUUAUAUUUUCGGCGUACGCGUGAUAAACUUGUCCGGAAGCAUGGCGACGGAGGUGGCUCAACUUCCCCAUCUAAAAGUCUUCGACCGCGUAUUGGAAUUACCCAUCGUUGAGUUGGCACUCGCUAAAUCUGCAGAGACGUAUUCGAGGGUAAAGGAAUCGCACCAGUUAAUGCACUGGGCUUUAAGUACUGCGGAAUCGUCCGUAAGCAUCGCGACGAGACAAGCAAUGCCUAUUGCCAUGCCUAUCGCGAAAAGACUUGAGAGUCCUAUAAAUUUCGUCAAUAAUACAUUAUGCUUUGGUCUUGAUAAAAUUGAAGAAAAAGUGCCGCUGAUGAAAGAGAAACCUGCACAGAUUUUAGAGAAAGCAGUAUCGAGAAUUUCGCAAGUAAACGAUUUGAUUCUCAUACAAGCGACGAAUUUGCGAGACAUCAGCUGGAAUACGGCCAAUCAUAUACUUGAUACACAUUAUGGCAGUGUGGCCGUGAGAGGUAUAGAUAGCACGGCCGUUGCUGUUGAUAAACUCAUUGAUAGAUAUUUCCCCGCAACAGAAGAAGAAAAGCCGUUAGCUGAUGAACCGAUAAAUACACCUGAAGAGGACAAGCUGCUCCAUACUUUACAAACCGUCGGUCACCUGUCCAAUAAAGCUGCUCGAUGCGUGUAUCUAAACAUAAUAAACCAUCUGGAUAUAAUUAAGAAGGAUGGUUUAUUGAAAGCUUACGUCAACAGUUUAGUCGAGUUCCUUCGACUCACGAAGUAUCUUCACACUGUCAACGAAAAGCCACAAGUUAAUGCCGAAAAAAAGCAAGAAUCACAAGAAGAAAAGGAAAAGAGCGAGUAAAAGCACCGUUUCCUUCCUACUUUUCUCAAAAUUUCUCCACUUAUGGUUAUUUAAAUCAUCGAAAUGAAUAUCAUUUGUAUUUAUCAUCUGGAAAUAAUUGUUUAUAUUUAUUUUUAAUAAUUAUGCGCAUAUAAUUAUUAUUUGCAAU
This is a messenger RNA of Solenopsis invicta (red fire ant), 1086 nucleotides long. Its product is annotated as lipid storage droplets surface-binding protein 2. The transcript has a single exon. Gene Ontology annotation, biological process: positive regulation of triglyceride storage; lipid storage. Gene Ontology annotation, cellular component: lipid droplet; cytosol. Lineage: Eukaryota; Metazoa; Arthropoda; Insecta; Hymenoptera; Formicidae. Bases 141 to 938 code for a protein of 265 amino acids. The record is from RefSeq and is a predicted model, not a curated record.